Messenger RNA from Talaromyces proteolyticus, 2889 nucleotides. Its product is annotated as heavy metal tolerance protein precursor. Gene Ontology annotation, biological process: transmembrane transport. Lineage: Eukaryota; Fungi; Ascomycota; Eurotiomycetes; Eurotiales; Trichocomaceae. The transcript has 3 exons. Bases 1 to 2889 code for a protein of 962 amino acids. Gene Ontology annotation, molecular function: ATP hydrolysis activity; ATP binding; ABC-type transporter activity. The record is from RefSeq and is a predicted model, not a curated record. Gene Ontology annotation, cellular component: membrane.
AUGGCGAUACCGAGCUCGCCAGGACCGUCGUUGCAACAUGGGACUUGGAGCGAAGAAGCCCUGCCGAAAGGCCGCUAUGUGUUGCAAUUCAUCCAGACUGCGGCGCCAAUUGUGCUCCUCUUGGUCUUCAUCGGUGCUUUCGUGGCCAGCUCCAUCAUCUCCGCGAGGCGCUUGACUCCCAAUGACAACAAGGCCGCCUACGGUCCCGGUGGCCGACCCCUGCCGAAACGGACCAGAAGCACCAUGACCGUAUUGAGAGACCGACAAGAGAUUUCUCCCCAAUUCAGCCUCGUCUUUCAAUGGCUCGCAGUAGCCGUGCUAUUGACCUACCUUGUAGAUACAGCUAUUAAUGUAUCCCAUGCUAUAAUUUAUCGUUCAGAGCAUUGGUGGUGCGGCCAAUCUACUGUGAUUUACCUCGUCGGCUGCUUUUUCGUUCAUGCUCUCAUUCUGAUUUCCCUCGUGGACACCAAGCCAUCGCCAACUUGCGCCCAGUUCGUCCCAUGGGUGGUGGCCAUCUGCAUUGACCUCGUCAUCUGCGGAAUAUGGCUAGACAUAUACACAAAUCCACAUCAUGAGCCCACCGUGGGCGAUCCCCAGGGUGGCCCUUUUCGACAAUCCAUGACCGGGUGGGAAAUUGCUGAUGUGGUUUCGAUUGCGAUCCGCACAUUCAUUCUCGCAGCCAUCCUUUUCCUCUACAUUGUCUCCACAAAUCGAAAAUUCAACCGCCGGAAGGCGGAUCCACGCCUAGCAGGCAAUUGUUCAGAAACAACCGGUCUACUACAUCCAUCGUCCGCCGAAGCAGAUGUAGCCAAUGGGUCUGGAUAUGGUGCUCUGCAUACAAAUGGUCACGCAUCGCCAUCCCAAAAACCUGUUGAUCCUUGGGUUCGGCCGACUACUAUACCUUCAACAAGCUGGUGGGAAUAUCUUAGCGGCUAUUCCCUGUUUUUCCCCUAUCUUUGGCCUUCGAAGUCUCGCCGACUUCAGGUGGUAGUCGUCAUUUGUUUCGUUCUCAUCCUUCUACAGCGCGUUGUCAACGUUUUAGUCCCCAUCCAAGUUGGCCGGAUAACCGAUAUUCUAUCAGACGCCGAAGGUGAAGAUCUGCGAAUCCCAUGGUUUCAAAUCUGUCUUUACAUAUUCUACCGUUGGCUGCAAGGCAACCAGGGCCUUAUCGGGUCCCUGCGAUCCAGUUUGUGGAUCCCAGUUGGCCAGUAUUCCUACAUGGAGCUAUCAACUGCGGCCUUUGAGCAUGUUCACAGCCUCAGCUUGGAUUUUCACCUGGGGAAAAAGACUGGAGAAGUGUUGUCAGCGUUGAGCAAGGGAAACUCUAUUAAUACCUUUCUUGAACAAGUGACAUUCCAGGUGGUGCCUAUGCUGAUUGACCUGUGUGUCGCAAUUGGGUAUUUUUUGUUGGCUUUUGAUGCAUACUACGCUCUAAUAGUGGCUAUUGUUACAUUCUGUUAUCUCUAUGUUACCAUUCGAAUGGCGCAAUGGCGAGCCGAAAUAAGGCGCCAGAUGGUCAAUGCUUCUCGACAGGAGGAUGCUGUCAAGAAUGACUCGAUGGUCUCUUACGAAACUGUGAAGUAUUUUAAUGCCGAAUCAUACGAGUUCAACCGCUAUCGCACUGCUGUCGGCGACUUUCAAAGAGCGGAGUACCAUGUCCUUUUCUCCCUUACCUUGAUGAACACUUGUCAGAAUACUGUGUUCAUGCUGGGUCUACUUAUUACAUGUUUCAUUGCAGCCUAUCAGGUUUCCACCGGCGAACGCUCCGUGGGCGAAUUUGUCAUCCUUUUGACUUAUAUGGCGCAACUUCAAGGACCGUUGAACUUUUUUGGCACCUUUUAUAGAUCUAUUCAGUCAGCCUUGAUCAAUUCCGAGCGCAUGUUGGAAUUGUUCCGAGAGCAACCCACUGUCACCGACCUCCCCCAUGCUUCGCCCAUUCACCGCUGUGCAGGAGACAUUGUCUUUGAUAAUGUGGAGUUCUCAUAUGAUGCCCGAAAGCCAGCCCUCAACGGGCUUACAUUUCAUUGCCGACCUGGUACAACAACCGCUCUCGUGGGCGAAUCUGGGGGUGGAAAAUCGACAGUGUUUCGACUACUUUUCCGCUUUUACAAUGCCACUCGAGGCAACAUUCGUAUUGAUGGUCUCGAUGUUCAAGAUGUGACUAUCGACUCGUUGCGUCGACACGUCGGUGUGGUACCGCAAGACACUGUCUUAUUCAACGAAACUUUGAUGUACAAUUUGAAAUACGCAUCUCCUCAUGCAACUGAUGAGGAUGUAUACGAGGCCUGCCGUGCCGCUAGUAUUCAUGACAAAAUCAUGACAUUCCCGGACGGCUAUCAAACGAAGGUCGGAGAGCGCGGCUUGCGGUUGAGUGGAGGAGAAAAGCAACGUGUAGCCAUCGCUCGUACAAUCUUGAAAGAUCCUCGGAUCAUUCUGCUGGAUGAAGCAACGGCUGCUCUUGACACAGCAACUGAGGAGCACAUCCAAGGCGCAUUUUCAACGCUUUCCCGAGGACGCACCAUGCUUGUUAUUGCUCAUCGAUUGAGUACCAUCACCACUGCGGACCAAAUUCUAGUCUUAAAUGAUGGCCAAGUCGCUGAACGUGGUACUCACGAGGAAUUACUAGCGAUGAAAGGCCGUUAUGCGAGUAUGUGGCGCAAGCAAAUCAAAGCCCAGAAGGCUGCAGCUGAGGCCCAAGUACUCCAAGACCGAGCCCAACGUCUUCGGAGCGCAUCUACCAGUGCAACCGCUGCCGACGAUAGUUCUAGUCAGUCGGAAGAAGAACGGAAUGCCAAAUCUGGCUCGGCCGGAAACCGGGAAUCUUCCUCUCGAGUUUCGAGCCGAGCUGGUGAUUCCCACGAUAAAGCUAGUCACGGACGGCCUUCAUAA